This is a messenger RNA of Apiotrichum porosum, 1851 nucleotides long. RefSeq lists its product as uncharacterized. The transcript is spliced from 3 exons. Gene Ontology annotation, cellular component: nucleus. Lineage: Eukaryota; Fungi; Basidiomycota; Tremellomycetes; Trichosporonales; Trichosporonaceae. Gene Ontology annotation, molecular function: DNA-binding transcription activator activity, RNA polymerase II-specific; RNA polymerase II transcription regulatory region sequence-specific DNA binding. Gene Ontology annotation, biological process: regulation of transcription by RNA polymerase II. The record is from RefSeq and is a predicted model, not a curated record. Bases 1 to 1851 code for a protein of 616 amino acids.
AUGCAGCCUCCAUCCACCACACAGCCUCCUGUGGGAGACGCAUCACUCCUAUCAGCUAUGCUUGCCUCGGCGGGCAACAACCAGAUCGACAUUGCAGCCCUCUUGGGCAUGGCUCCCACUAUCAACACUCCCGGAACGCCCGUUGGCCAGACGCGUUACGGCCGCACCGUUCGUGCACCCCCGGCCACUCCCGGCACUGCAGCGAUGGCAAUGGCGGCAGAAUUGGGAUCGCCCAGACCGGUAGUAGCUCCACCUUCAGCCCCACAGAGCGUGAGAGCAGCUGCGGUGGCAAUGACACGCACCCCCAGCUCCACCAGUGAGGCGACGGGCAUGUCUCGCGAAACGUCGCUGUCGACAUCCCCCGCCCCUCCUGUCACUGCGUCCCAAACGAGCGCCAAAUCUAAGCGGACUGUGCGCAUUGCAUCUCCCGCUGUCACUGCGGAGCCGCUGCCUGCCGCCCCCAGGAAGCGUGGACGUCCAAAGAAGGUUGUCAGUGAAGCCAAUGCUGAGGCUCCGGACGCGACAGUCCAGCGCAGAAGCCGCGGCCGUCCAAGGACAAAUAACCCAGAGGACCGCAAGGACUUGAACAAGGAAUCUGCCCGCAGGAGUCGAGUGAAGAAGAAGGAGGAAUUCGAGGCCCUGAGGAACCUCGUCGAGGCGCAAGAGAAGCAGAUCAACAGCAUGCGCCAACAUUGCGACCACCUGGAGGACCAUAUUGAGCUCCUCCAAAAGACGAUCAAGGUCAACAACAUGCCCGUUCCGCCGCGCACUGUAAACCGCUGGGUAGAUGAGCUGGACGAGGGCGAAGAGUACCCAGAGAAUCCGACUAGGUAUCCCCAGUCCUCAACUGGAGUUGCUCAGCCGAGGCAGCCAUUGGAGCCUGUCUCUGUCCCGCAACCCGCACCGACGCCAGUGCCACAAGACUCUUCCAACCCCGGCAACCCCUGGCACCCCAGUCCUGGUGUCAGAGGCAGUGCCCAGUCUACCCCAUCACAUGUCGCUCCCCCCUUUACUUCCCGCCACACUCCCCAUGCGGUCAGCUCGCCCGUUUCGCAUGUGCGCGGUAGCGUGCACGAGACAGCGUCCACGCCCACCUCGUCAGCGCGUGACGAACCGGGAGCGUACUCUCCGGCUGCACGCCCGCAUGCUCGUGACGGCAGGGCCAACGCCUUCCACCCGAAGGCAACCUUCUCCACCACCCCAGCCAUGCCCAACAGCCUGCCCUCCGUCCCCAACCCGCUCGACGCGCCCACGGUGGUCGGCGAUUUUGUGGGUGGAGACGACUACGAUACCAUGUCCAUCUCUGCCCUCUUCGACCUCGAUGCGGCAAUGGAGGAGGACGACCCGAACGACACCAACUUUGUCCCGCCCACCAGUCCCAAGCACGACGGCUCAGAUUACGAGAGCGAUUUCGAAGAGGAACAGCCUUCACGCAAGCGUGCUCGUACCGAGUCUGAUUCAGAGGACGACGAAGAGGACGCAUUGGAGAUCGAAGUCCACUACGACGACGACGAAGAAGAGGAAGACCUGUUCAUGCCCAUCGAGGACGUGCCGCACCCAGACCCAGCCGACCCCGAGACGGACAACCGUAUCGCAGGGGUCAUGGCUGCCCUGAAGGUACACACGUACAAGGAGCUGCGAGACAAGCUCGCCGGUAUGGUGAAUCAACAGAGCAGCCUGGCCCCGGAACAGGUCGAGAUGGUCCGCCGUCUCUUGCUUGUGGCUAGGAGUAAUGCCGAACAUGAAGGCCAGCAAGGUAGCGCGGGUGACGACGGCGGCGAGAUGUUUGAGGCAGAGGGCGAAGAGGUGGACGAGGAGGUCGAUGACGACGAGGAGGAUGGUGAAGAGUAG